UUAGACUUAUCGAGCUUUGUACAUUCCUAGUGUUCAAUAUUUACACUAAUUUUUAGUUUGUUAUUUAUGUAAAUUGAAUCUCUACUAUGAUAAAAGCCAUACUUGUGUUUAACAAUCAUGGGAAGCCUCGAUUAUCGAAAUUCUAUCAAUAUUUUGAUGAAAGCCUUCAACAACAAAUCAUUAAAGAGACGUUUCAACUUGUUUCAAAACGUGAUGAUAAUGUCUGCAAUUUUCUGGAAGGCGGCAGCUUAAUUGGUGGCUCGGAUUACAAGCUAAUAUACAGACAUUAUGCCACAUUGUACUUUGUCUUCUGCGUGGAUUCCUCAGAAAGUGAGCUGGGAAUUCUUGACUUGAUACAAGUGUUCGUCGAAACUCUGGACAAGUGUUUCGAGAACGUGUGCGAGUUGGAUUUAAUAUUUCAUGCCGAUGCCGUUCAUCACAUUCUCUCAGAGCUUGUCAUGGGUGGAAUGGUGCUGCAAACCAAUAUGAACGAUAUAAUGGCCAGGAUUGAGGAACAGAAUAAGUUGGUUAAGCAGGAGGCUGGAAUAUCCGCAGCACCAGCUCGUGCUGUCAGUGCGGUCAAGAGUAUGAACAUUCCACAACAAAUUAAAGAUAUAAAACUGCCAGAUCUACCACAGGCUAUUAAGGAUUUGAAAUUUUGAUAAGUGUAUGUUUAUUUGGAAAAUCUCUUAAAUAAUCUUAGUAAUAUCUCGUUUUUAGCAGGAAAGCAUAAAGAUAUGAUAAAGCCGGUAGCUUUAAGAACUACUAGAUGAUAUCUAAAUUAAAUAAAAAGCUUUCAAAUCCAAACAAAUUCAAUCGAAGAACAAAAUAAUAUAUAUACUUACAAUCUUUUAAUUCGGGCGGAAUAAAUCUGAGUUUAAAGUUUUAAAGCUUCCACUACUAUCACUAAAAUUAUUAAUUAAGACGAGACAGAUUGAAUUAUGCUAUAUUGGCCUGAACUUGGCGAUAACCUCUUCAUCUGCUUGUUUGUAUGCUAAUCCGAAAAUUAUGUAAUGUCUGAAUCGAAUUUUCUUUAGAAUAUACCCAAAUGGGUAAAUAAAUUUUCAUACACUAAUUUU
Messenger RNA from Drosophila innubila, 1079 nucleotides. RefSeq names its product AP-3 complex subunit sigma-2 (gene or). The record is from RefSeq and is a predicted model, not a curated record. Lineage: Eukaryota; Metazoa; Arthropoda; Insecta; Diptera; Drosophilidae. Gene Ontology annotation, biological process: intracellular protein transport; Golgi to vacuole transport. The transcript has 3 exons. Gene Ontology annotation, cellular component: AP-3 adaptor complex; membrane coat; intracellular membrane-bounded organelle. Bases 87 to 662 code for a protein of 191 amino acids.